AUGUGUUAUACGAGCACGGGGGCUGCUUUGUCUUUGCCCCCAAAGAAAAAAGAUAUAUACAGGCCUUAUUCGUUAGAUGAUCGGCCGACAAUUGUUAAACCUAAACCCAGAAUUGUUAUACCCAAUAAUUCGGAAGAAGUUAAACCGAAAGAACAACAACCUUUACCCGUACCCGUAAGACGAUUCGAACCCGAUAAUCCCGUUAAUAUUAAUUCUAGUCAGAUAGUCGAUAUAAGGGAUGCAUUACCCGUUGAGGCUCCCAUUUUGGAUGCUCAAUUGUUAGAACAAACAACUGAGUAUCCAACGCGUGAACCCAUAUGUAAAAGAGUCGAUCAAGAAAAUUUUUACGAAGAUAGAUCACAAAAAGAUGGUUAUAACGAACAACAAGAAGAGCAGCAGCAUAUCUUUGUCCGGGAAGAAUAUUAUCAUCAGGGAGGAGAGGAUAGAAAUUAUAGAUACGAUGAAAGAUCAUUCGAAAGAUAUUCAAGACCGGCCGAGGAUAUAUCAGCGGCUCAUGCAAUUUUAGACCUGAGUGCCUCAACAAUUUCAACGCCGGUCAAUAAAACCGUUGCCUACACGUACGAAGCAUUUUUCGUUAGCGAUGGUCGUUCUAAAAAAAAAUCAACAACAACGGGUCCUGCUGCUGCUACCAUGUCGGACGUACCCCCGCAAGAAAUAACAGAAAACAAGACUAAAUACACGUGCACGGAAUGUGGAAAACAGUAUGCAACAAGUUCAAAUUUAUCACGUCACAAACAAACUCACAGGAGUUUGGAUUCACAAUCGGCUAAAAAAUGCAUGACGUGCGGUAAAGCGUAUGUCAGCAUGCCGGCUUUGGCCAUGCACUUGCUAACACAUAAACUAUCACACGGAUGCGGAGUCUGCGGAAAACUCUUUUCUAGACCUUGGCUCCUACAAGGUCAUUUAAGAUCACACACGGGAGAAAAGCCAUACGGAUGCGCACACUGCGGAAAAGCGUUCGCCGAUCGGAGCAAUCUUCGAGCACACAUGCAAACCCAUUCGAUAGAUAAAAAUUACGUUUGCACGAGAUGCAACAAAUCCUUUGCAUUGAAAUCAUAUUUAAACAAACACUUGGAAUCCGCUUGUUUUAAAGAUGUUUCGAUAAAAGAAGGUGAAACGUCAUCGGGGAUUGAUGUAUCACCUUUGACCCCACCGCAGUCGCCUUCUCCUAUAUAUAAUUAUUCCCUUUAA
This is a messenger RNA of Pediculus humanus corporis (human body louse), 1212 nucleotides long. RefSeq names its product transcriptional repressor scratch, putative. The transcript is spliced from 2 exons. Gene Ontology annotation, biological process: regulation of DNA-templated transcription. NCBI's taxonomy places the organism in Eukaryota, Metazoa, Arthropoda, Insecta, Psocodea, Pediculidae. The record is from RefSeq and is a predicted model, not a curated record. Gene Ontology annotation, molecular function: RNA polymerase II cis-regulatory region sequence-specific DNA binding; DNA-binding transcription factor activity, RNA polymerase II-specific. The coding region runs from base 1 to 1212 and encodes 403 amino acids.